Oryzias melastigma (Indian medaka) is the source of this 1414-nucleotide messenger RNA. RefSeq names its product G kinase anchoring protein 1 (gene gkap1). Lineage: Eukaryota; Metazoa; Chordata; Actinopteri; Beloniformes; Adrianichthyidae. The coding region runs from base 181 to 1347 and encodes 388 amino acids. Gene Ontology annotation, biological process: signal transduction. Gene Ontology annotation, cellular component: Golgi apparatus. The transcript is spliced from 12 exons. The record is from RefSeq and is a predicted model, not a curated record.
UUAUCCAUCCACCUACACGUUUUUCGUUACAAAAACUGGACAUUCGCAGCUGUACUGUCCUUGCGCUUACCGGCUUCCGUACACACUCCGAUUAUUGCUAGUAGCAAACUAACGGCUCGCUUCGCAAACAGGUGAAAGUCUUUUUCGCAAAGUUUCCCUUUACUCCGGGUUUCCUUCGCCAUGGCAUCCUCUGCAAUGAUCACCGUCCCGACCACCGCCUCCCGGUUCGCCCUGCUUCAAAUCGACUCGGAUUCGGAUUCCGAGGUGUCCGAGUCGGGGAAGUCGAACGCUAAAAACGUACGGGAGUCCUCUGGAAAGCCCCGGCAAGGUAAAGCAGGAGCAGCCGCAGGUAAGGCUGCUCAGGGCAGUGACAAGAAGAAAGACAAGAAAAAGAAGAGAAAGGAGCAGCAGCAGAGUGAGGCAAACGAGCUGCGUAAUCUGGCCUUCAAAAAGAUUCCUCAGAAGUCUUGUGCCCCGCCGCCCUGUAUGAGCCUGUCAGGAAUAGCCAAUGAACUUCUUAACCCGGCGAUAGGGGACCACAGCACAAAUUCAGAGGGGUGGCAGCAGUGGAAACAGAGAGAUGAACAGAUGACUACAGAACUGUAUGAGGCAGAUUUGGAGAAGGCUUUGAUCUUGAGUAAACUGGAGUAUGAACAACAAAAACAGUGUGUUGUCAUCCUGCAGAGCAACACAAACACAGCCUCACCAAAAUCACGAGGGGGAAAAGAGAGCGGAGGGAAGAAGGACAAAAAGAAGAACCAGCAAUCAAAAGACAAAAAGACGGUUUCUCUGCAGGACUUUCAGGCUGACGGCAGCACAGAACAAUUAAGUAGAAGACAAGAGGACACUAGAGUGGCAAACCCAGCACUGGGAGUCGGUCAGGAGGAGCGUUUCUUUAACAAACUGGAAGAUGAUGUAAGUCGUAUCGUCCAGAGAGAGAAGAGACGUGAGCAGUUCACCGGCAGCCAAGGACAGGAAGUCAGCACCUCUACAGAGCACGAACCGGACCCACGAGCAGAACAGUUGAAAUACGAGCUGGAGAAGAAAGACCAGGAGAUCAACAAGCUAAAGAAAACCAUCUCACAGUGGGAGGUGAAAUAUAAAGAGGUGAAAGCAAGAAAUGCUCAACUACUUAAGAUGCUGCAACAAGGAGAGAUGAAAGAUAAAGCAGAAAUUCUCCUACAGGUGGAAGAACUUCUGCAUAUUAAAGAAGAACUGUCAUCACAGGUAACACUAUUACAUGCUGCUCUUGAACAAGAAAGAUCUAAAGUUAAAGGGCUCCAAUCAGAACAACCAAAACAUCAGGGUAACAAGAGGGGGAAAAGAGGCUCUGAGGCAGAAUCAUAAAAGUUCCUGAGGGGAAAAUGUCUGAAAAAAAGUUUAAAUAAACGAAUGAACAAAUUGUUAAACACCA